Molecule: messenger RNA, 1128 nt
Organism: Colletotrichum truncatum
Lineage: Eukaryota; Fungi; Ascomycota; Sordariomycetes; Glomerellales; Glomerellaceae
Cellular component (GO): extracellular region
Molecular function (GO): IgE binding
Source: RefSeq, a predicted model, not a curated record
AUGAGAUUUGUUUCCCAUCCCUUCAAAAUAGGCUCAUUUCCCUCCCUCUUCUGCUGCCCGUUGUUUUUUGGUCUCUCCUUGCUUCACCUCUCUCCUUCCAAACCAUCAUCGUCCAACACUCCGCGAGUUAUUCGCUGUCACUCUUUUCGGACGGGUAACAAGAAAAAGCAAAAACCUCUUUAUUUUUCCAACAUUUCUAGCGUUCACGAGUUGACGACUACCCCCUUUCUCACGACGAAUCACAACAACAAGCGAAAAACAGCAAACCAAUCUUUCAAAAUGCAGCUCACCAACACUCUCGUCGUUCUCUCGGCCGCCCUCUCCGCCGGCGUGUCCGCUCACCCUUCCCUCCACGGUCACCAGCACUUCCACGAGCGCCGUGCCGACGUCGACGAGCGCGACCUGACCUUCAUCAAGAACAAGGCUCCCGUCCCCAGCCCCUCCGUCGUCUCGUCCAGCAGCAGCGCCGCUCCCUCCGCCACCCCUACCACCGCUGCCACCGGCGAGUACAUCCCCUUCUGCAGCGGCAAGUCCAAGCGCGCGACCCUCGACCAGAUCGCCUACUCUGGCAACACCGGUGCCGAGGGCUCCUGGGGCUGCAACAUGCAGAUCAUUGACGAGUCCAUCAAGAGCCUGUACAACUACACCACCACCUUCACCUCCUCCCAGGACACCUACACCUGCUCCUGCUUCAACAAGAUCGGCCCCAAGGGCCUGAUUGACGGCUGCUGGUUCGCCGCCAUCACCUUCUCCGUCAAGGAGGGCCAGUCCAAGCACGUCGCCUUCGAGGCCGACUCCCAGGGCUCCUGCGCCUGCGGCCCCGGCUCCGACGUCCCCAAGACCUUCAUCGGCCAGUUCGCCGGCACCUGGCUCGAGUUCGACUGGGGUUCCACCCCCAACGGCGGCAACUCCGGUGCCGACGCCUCCGUCCUCGUCGCCGGCGCCACCGGCAUGAAGUACUACGGCAUGAAGGUCGCCGCCAACGGCAAGACCUGCUCGUGGGUCAAGUCCGACGGCUCCAACGAGGGUGCUUACAUGCCCGGUAUGGAGGCCGAGGACGGUGUCGGCUGCAAGGGCUACCACACCGGCCACCUCGACGUCACCCUCGGCGACAAGUUCACCGCUUAA